AUGAAGUACCACGGAACAAUUCUAAUUCUUGGCCUGCUGUGCUUAACUGGAGUUCAUGGCUGGGAUACCGAGGAACUAGAAAUUUUCGAUUUAGUCGAAGAAAUAAAAACAAACUUUUACGAGUUCAUGGGAAUCGGCCAAAAUGCAACCAGUCAAGAGAUCAAAAGAGCAUUCCGUGGCCUUUCCAUACAGCUCCAUCCUGACAAAAACCCUUCUGAAGACGCGAAUAUUCAGUUUAGAAAUUUGGUUUCCAUAUAUGAAGUCUUAAAGGAGCCGACAAAGCGUGAAAAAUAUGAUAAAGUUCUAAAAGAAGGGCUUCCUAACUGGAAGUCAGCGCUGUACUAUUACCGCCGAAUGCGUAAAAUUGGUUUGUACGAGGGAGCAGGUAUUCUAUUCCUUAUUAUCACAGUCGGCCAAUAUCUGUUUGCAUGGGCUGCUUAUUUGGAAAAAAGAUAUACUGCCGAACAAGUGCUAGGAUCAAAACUGAAGAAGUUACAGAAAAAGAACAAAAACAUUGAUAUGGAUACCAUAUUGAAUGAGAUACCGACACCUUCAUUAAAAAAUACCUUACCGGUACAAAUUCCUAUGUUUUUGUGGAAUUUGCCAAUGACUAUAAAGGAAACGUUUAAUAAAGCAAAUGAAUUAAAGGAGAUGGCUCUGGAAAAAAGAAGACAGGAAAUAGAAGAGGCCAAACGUUUGGAAGAGCAAGAGAGGGAAGCAGAAGAGCUCGUGCGCCUAAGAAAAGAACAGAAGGAAAACUUACGCAGGCGGAAACAAAAUAUGAAAGCUCCCGAAAAAACAGACGAGGAAUUAAAGGGAUUUUCCCAAAUACAGGCAAGGGAAUUGACAGACAAUGAUGCAGUGAAACCAGUCACUCAAAAGACUACUCUAAGUGGUGGUUUUUGGACGGAUGAAGAUUUAACAGAACUUAUACGUCUUGUAAAAAAAUACCCCGCCGGCAUGAGCAAUCGUUGGGUUGUAAUCAGCGAAGCAAUGAAUCGAACCGUGCAAGAAGUUACAUUCAUGGCUGCCAAAAUGAAGGAAAACGGAUAUCGACUACCCGGCCAGACUGAUAGCGUUGCUGAAACAAUCGUUCAGGAGACGCAACAAAUCGUUAAAAAAGAAAAAACCAAACAGGACAAAAGUAUAAUCAUUCCAGAAACAAACUGGUCACAGGAACAGCAAAAAGCUUUAGAGGCAGCUAUUGUUAAAUAUAGAAAAAGUGCUGGUAGUGAUAGAUGGCAGAAAAUUGCCAAUAGUGUACCUGGUAAAACAAAGGAAGAAUGUUUAGUUCGAUACAAGUACCUAUGCGAGUUGGUGAAGUCACAGAAAAAAUCAGAGGAGUCUGUAGCCAAUGAAGUAAAUACAGAACAAGUUCCACCUGAAGAAGCGAUAGUAGAAAAUAAGCCAAAGGAAGUUGCUAAGCCAGAUAACAUUUCUUCCCCUGUCACUGCCGAGGAUUUAGCUGACGAGUUUUCAGGGAAAGGCAAAAAGAGGAAUAAACGCAAAGAGCGAAGAAGGCGGGAUUUAUCCAGUGACGAAGAUUCUGAUGACGCUUACAUAUAUGAACAAAACUAAUUUAUAUAUUUUUUU
Molecule: messenger RNA, 1593 nt
Organism: Musca vetustissima
Lineage: Eukaryota; Metazoa; Arthropoda; Insecta; Diptera; Muscidae
Exons: 5
Coding region: 1-1578 (525 amino acids)
Cellular component (GO): endomembrane system
Source: RefSeq, a predicted model, not a curated record